GCAAUAUAUGUCUUGAAUGAGACCUACGAGCUAUGAGAUAUAAAUGAUAUAUAGAUAAGGAAUUUGUUAAAAGGGGUUAGAGAGAUAUUACCGGCGGUAGCGUAUAUACGUUCAGGUACAUGAAAUUUUUUUACUUAUAAUUGGGAUAUAGUAACAGUUAAAUAAAAAGCAUGGCUUUGCCAACUUGGGCGAAAAUAGGAAUUGGAUGGUCUGUAGUUACUGCGACAGGAAUUUACGCAUUUGUGCUAUCUAAGCAAAGUGUCAAUGCCAGAAGAUAUGAGAUUAUGAAAGCUAGACAACGUUUGCGCGACACCAAUGUUAUCGAUUAAUUUAUGAUUAAGAAAUAAAAAAUUUAAGGAAGACUACUGAAGUAUAAAACUUGAAGAAUGGCAGCAUUACCACAACUGGAUGAAGAUAAACUUAAAUUGGUACAAGAAUUAGAAAUAGAAAUGAUGUCAGAUAUGUAUAAUCGUAUGACAUCUGCAUGUCACAGAAAGUGUAUAGCACCAAAGUAUACCGAGGCUGAAUUAGGCAAAGGAGAAUCUAUAUGUUUGGAUCGUUGCAUUGCUAAAUAUUUAGAUGUUCAUGAACGUAUCGGUAAAAAGCUCACACAAAUUUCAAUGCAAGAAGCUAAAGUUGUUGCAGAGCAAGCAAAAACAAAUUGAAAUAUUAUUGUAUUUGAUGAGAUUUUUAUGUAAUCUCUUAUAAGUUGCUUUUAGUUUUCCUUCAAUUACUCUACAAUUUUAAAAGCUCCAUGUAAAUUAGAUAAAAUAAAAUGCAGUUAUUCUGUAUUCAAUUCAGUUUAUGAAUAAAACUGAACUUUAUGAAAUGUUAUAAAUU
Formica exsecta is the source of this 840-nucleotide messenger RNA. It is a transcript of the gene Tim10, whose product is annotated as mitochondrial import inner membrane translocase subunit Tim10. The transcript has 2 exons. Lineage: Eukaryota; Metazoa; Arthropoda; Insecta; Hymenoptera; Formicidae. Gene Ontology annotation, cellular component: mitochondrial inner membrane. The coding region runs from base 387 to 665 and encodes 92 amino acids. Gene Ontology annotation, biological process: protein insertion into mitochondrial inner membrane. The record is from RefSeq and is a predicted model, not a curated record.